Messenger RNA from Aspergillus japonicus CBS 114.51, 619 nucleotides. Its product is annotated as phosphatase YCH1. The transcript is spliced from 2 exons. Gene Ontology annotation, molecular function: protein tyrosine phosphatase activity. The record is from RefSeq and is a predicted model, not a curated record. The coding region runs from base 126 to 551 and encodes 141 amino acids. Gene Ontology annotation, cellular component: nucleus; cytoplasm. Lineage: Eukaryota; Fungi; Ascomycota; Eurotiomycetes; Eurotiales; Aspergillaceae.
CUCUUACCCCUCGUUUAGAUUGGCGCUGGGAGCAACAGAGUCAGGAAAAGGCUAGACUUGCUCGUUUUAUUUGUUUCUAACUCAACGGAGCCCACCUCAAAAACCACCGCGCAGAUAUAAAAAAAAUGUCCUCCAUCACAAUCGCAACUCUUCCCCGCAUGAGCCGCGAUGCUCUCUCGGCCCUCCUCCUCUCGGCCACUACCCCGAGCAAUCUGGCCAUCGUAGAUGUCCGUGAUUCUGACCACGUCGGCGGGCACAUCUUUUCUUCCACCUGGGUCCCUAGCUCCACGCUGGACGUGCGCAUGCCCGAACUCGUCCGCACGCUGAAAGACAAGGAGCAGGUUGUGUUCCACUGUGCGCUCAGCCAGCAGCGCGGCCCCUCGGCGGCUCUCCGCUAUGCCCGGGAGAGAGAGCGUGUGCUCGGCGCCGAAGAAAGCCACAAGCAGAAGGUUUUUGUCCUGGAAGGCGGCUUCGUGCAGUGGCAGGAGAAGUACGGCAAGGACACCCGCUUGACCCAAGCAUAUGUGGAAGAUAUUUGGCGGGAGUACUAAAGGGUUUGUUUCCUUGUCUCUUUUUCUGGGGAUGAAGUGGUGAUUUCUUUUAUACAUAUACCCUUGUG